Molecule: messenger RNA, 4537 nt
Organism: Salarias fasciatus (jewelled blenny)
Lineage: Eukaryota; Metazoa; Chordata; Actinopteri; Blenniiformes; Blenniidae
Gene: g3bp2a
Product: G3BP stress granule assembly factor 2a
Exons: 13
Coding region: 220-1755 (511 amino acids)
Cellular component (GO): cytosol; ribonucleoprotein complex
Molecular function (GO): mRNA binding
Source: RefSeq, a predicted model, not a curated record
AAAACAAUAAAUCGGGGCUAUCACUUUAAAUCUUCAAUCUCUGGUACGGCAGAGAUCGAAAACUGUUCGGUUGUGGAGCGUGGGAAAUAUCAUCAUAUUUCACCUGGGACGCUGUAUCUCACAGCCGUUUACAACCGGUUCCUCUUCGUUAUUUAUUAAAAAGUAUUCUGUCUACAUAGAUAGGUCCCUCACAAGCACUUAAUAUUGUUUACCAAAGAAAUGGUGAUGGAGAAGCCAAGUCCCCUGCUUGUAGGGCGGGAGUUUGUGAGGCAGUAUUACACACUCUUAAACAAGGCGCCAGAUUUCCUGCACAGGUUUUAUGGGAGGAAUUCUUCCUAUGUCCAUGGAGGACUUGACCCAAGCGGGAAGCUGGCAGAAGCGGUUUAUGGACAAGCUGAAAUCCACAAGAAGGUCAUGUCUCUGCAGUUUAGUGAGUGCCACACAAAGAUCAGGCACGUGGAUGCUCACGCCACACUGAGUGAUGGAGUUGUGGUGCAGGUCCUUGGAGAACUGUCAAACAAUGGUCAACCCAUGAGGAAGUUUAUGCAAACGUUUGUGCUGGCUCCAGAGGGUUCAGUGGCUAACAAGUUCUACGUCCACAAUGACAUCUUCCGCUACGAAGACGAGGUUUUUGGAGACUCUGAGGCUGAACUUGAUGAGGAAUCUGAGGAGGAGGUUGAGGAGGAAGCAGAGGAGAGGCAGCCAUCCCCUGAGCCACUUCAAGAAAGUCCCAACAGCACCAUCUAUUAUGACUCCCACCCCGUCACUAAUGGAGUAGAGGAGCCAAUGGAGGAGCAAGCUCCAGAGCCAGAGCCCGAGCCUGAACCAGAGCCCAAAGUGGAGGAGUUGAAGCCUGAAGUCGAUGAGAAGGUUCAUGAGGAAUUGGAGGAGAAAGCACCUUCCCCAGUCCCCGUGGAGUCUCCACCAAAUACACAGGAGCCUCCUAAGACUUUCUCCUGGGCCUUGGUGACCAGUAAAAACCUGCCGCCUUCUGGCACUGUCACCUCUUCUGGAUUAUCUCCCCAUGUUGUCAAAGCCCCAAGCUCACAGCCCAGAGUCGAAGCUAAGCCAGAGACACAGACGCCACCUCUUCGCCCCAGAGACCAACGCACUCGAGACAGACCAACCUUUGCUCCGCGGGGUCCCAGGCCUGAUGGUGUUUCAUCUUCAGAGUCACAAACGGGGAAACCACACUUGAGUUUUGUUAACAAAGGUGGAAGGGGAGACUCUGAGUCUGGUGACAUGGACAGCAGGCGGAUUGUCCGGUACCCAGACAGCCACCAGCUGUUUGUCGGCAACCUCCCGCAUGACAUCGAUGAGAGCGAACUCAAAGAAUUCUUCAUGACAUAUGGGAAUGUGGUGGAACUGCGAAUCAACACCAAGGGCGUUGGUGGGAAGUUGCCCAACUUUGGCUUCGUGGUCUUCGAUGACUCUGACCCCGUGCAAAGAAUCCUGGGGGCCAAGGUACAAGGGCCCAUCAUGUUUCGAGGCGAGGUGCGUCUGAAUGUUGAAGAGAAGAAGACCAGGGCCGUCCGCGAACGAGAGACCCGCGGCGGAGGAGACGAGCGUCGGGACAUGCGGCGCAACGACCGGGGUCCCGGAGGUUCCCGGGGCAUCGUGGGAAGCGGAAUGAUGCGCGAGCGCGACGGGAGGGGACCGCCGCCCCGAGGCGGCAUGGCUCCCAAACCUGGCAUGGGCUCUGGAAGAGGCUCCGCCGGUCAGGGGGAAGGCCGCUUCACCGCACCGCGCCGCUGAAAAGAGCGCCACCUACUGCUUGGAAGUAGUAUCAUGUUCUUCAUCUUCAACCGUUCUCGUUAACGAAAGAAAUCUUCAUGUAUAAAAGUAUAUAUUUGUUUUCUUUUUGUUUUUUUGUUUAAUUUUUUUUUUUAUUUUUGUUCCCUCUUUUGCUUUGGAAUGUGACACAGCCUGUCAACCAUUUGUUUGUGAAAUAGACAAAACAAAACAAGCAAACAAAAAAAAAAAGAUUUUUGCUUCUUAGUUGUGAGCUGAGCGUCCUUUUUUCUGGGUAUCUCAAGAAUUCACAAACUUAAUUUGUAAAUUUGUGAGAGAAAAAAAGGCAAACCAACAAGGAGUAACCUGCCACAUUAGGAGGGACUGAUGAGACUUUAAACUACAAUAAUACAGCCCAUCAUUUGGAAAAGAGAUUAUAUGCCUUGACUUAAGUGGGGCGCUGCUUCAUGAAAUCCCUCUAUUGCACAUUUUAUAUGGUAGUUCUCUGCCCGUUAACUGUUGGAAAAGAGUGUGGUGCAAAAAUUGUGCAGUUCCCGGGGAAAAGCUUGCCUUUUACUUUUUCCUUUUUUGAGAGACCACUGCUUCAAAAAUUGCAUAAUGCACUCAUCAAUAUGCACUAAUGGGUACUUUUGUCAUGUUACGUUGACAUCCUUGCUCGGAAACGCAGCUGGAGAGACCUGUUUUGUCUCAAAGCGAUACGGCUUACCGGGGCAGGCCUCCCUCUCAGCCUGUCCGCUGUGACCAAUGUACUUUUCAUAUCUUUGACCCAAAUCUACGCUUCAAUUUCUGCUGGAUGGACAAGAUGACAAGCAAAUCUACAUUUUUUUUUUUCCUCAUUUAUAAAAAAAAGAUAAAAAAACAAAACAAAGCUCAAAUACCGGACUUUCGCCAAACGAGUCAGGGGGAAGGAUAAAUGACAAAACAAAGUUGAACAAUAGAAGAGUGGUGGUACAGAUGGUGGCGUGGUCUUUUUCUUUUUUUGGAUUCCAGGAUUUUUUUUUUUCUUUAACUUUUCGUUUUUCCUGCCAGCUCGACAGUGAAUCUGGCGUAGGCGACACCUCCCUCCCUCUUCCUCCCUUCCUGUCUUAAGUGCGGAAUAACCGAAUAAAUGUACAGCAAAAAUCCUAGUUUACUGUAUGUUUUGCUUUUCUGUGUAUAUUUUUCAUUUCUCUGUCUCGACUUGACAAAAGCAUGAUGGUGCCUUCUAUUUCACCUUUUCCAGUCUUACUAAAGCAUAAAGCGGUUCGAGGCUUGUUGCCUGUUAAUACAUGAGGCUGCUCAUUUUGAACUAUCGUCUGCUGGGAGCAGAUUAAAGAAAUACUUGCAGUAUUCAUAAGAUUUUUGUUUUUUCAGGUGCAUUUUUUUCAUUUUCCAUACUGUUUUACUACCUAAUAUGAUCUGCUGUGAGUUUUGUACAUUUUGUGUUUGUAAUUGUGUCUGUUCUGGGUUUUGUAGAGACAAUAGGUGCCUCGAGUUUUGUUCAAUGUUAAAAGAGGUGUAUUUGAAGAACUUUAACCCCCUCAAAAAAACAAACGAAAAAAAAAAAAAAACAAGGUACAUUAAAGAUGGUGUCAAUUGAAAGCUCGGUUUUUGGUUUAAACCAGCCACAGUACUGCACCGCUGUUCCUCGGGAAGCUGAGGCUUUGGAAAUGUUUGGCCACAUGAUUCAGACACUGCAGAUCCUCACAUGUUCACACUGACUGGAGUGUUUCUGUGACUCAUGGCUUCUUUUUAAUCCCUGGACCCCAAAGUUGUCAGACUGUUCUUUUCUCAGCAACAAUUUUUGUACUCGUCUGUGUGGGUGGGCCGACCACGUCUCCAGCCUCUGGUUAAUGAAUUACUCGUGCUCACUUUUCUAGCAUUAUUGCAUUUGUAUUUUCAUAUGCAGAUCAUUCACUGUGCAUAUUCACCUUUUUUUCCCCCCCAACAACUCAAGGCAAGUGUGAAGUCUCAAUGACAAACCAGUCGGCUCCUUUAUUGUCCACUAGCAGCUUUUGUUUUGACCACUUGGUAGGAAGGGAAGACCUUUUAGUUUCAGCUGGAACAGAAAACCCGAAAAACAAGAAUGUUUUCUUUAUUUUGUAUCUUGCACUGAAAAUGGGAAGUUAAAUGAUGAUGUAGCAUUUUUCUUGACAAAUAUACUAAUGAGGUCUUCCUUGUCGGGUGGUAUUGCACUAUUUCCAACCUUUUCUGGGACAAUCUGUCAGUUUGAUUAUAGCCUCUUUCCAAAUUCGUCAUCUGGCAACGAAAGAUUAAAAACAGCGGGACUCGCUUUGUCGUCGGCAUGGAAUAACGCUCGCUCUCACUCGGCUAGAAUAAUGUGUGAUGUACAGACAUGACAUGUUUGAUGUUGGUUUUUCACAGUGACACUUGGCUUCGCUCCCUCGUGAUUGAGAUUAAAUAUUUUCAGAUAUGAAAAUAGUUUUUGAACAGAGACUCUUAAUUUCAGAGGAGGAAUUUAACCCUUUGGUCCUUCGAUGUUUUCUAUUGGGUGCCUCAGCCCCGCCAAAUGUCUGUCAGGCGAUUGUCUCACUUUGACAGAUAAUCCUACUUCGCAACGCGGCAACGUCAGUGAAGAGAGUGUUGAAGAAGAGCCAUCAUGCUUUCCGACCAAUAUUGUGCUUUUUUUUUUUACAUGUCAGUGGUGGUAAAAUAUUGAAGCAUAGAUUAUAACAGCGGGAUAAAUAUUGUUUUUCAACGACUCAUCCCUUUCCAAUCUAUGAAGGAUCCUUUUAAUGAAAUUUUACACACACGCAAAAAAAACAAAUGUACCUUUAUUUUCCUG